AUGGCACAUGACCUGCUCCAUGCAGCGCUCGUGAUCUUUCGACUUAAUGCGCUUCUGCUGGCGCUGGCAUCUGCCUACCACAUCCGCCUGUUUGCAGUGCAGAACUUUGGGCGGGUGAUCCACGAGUUUGAUCCCUGGUUCCAUUAUCGGGCCACUGAGUACCUUGCGGCCAACGGCGCAGCAUCAUUCUUUCGAUGGUAUGACAGUCAAGUGUGGUACCCAUUGGGACGACCCGUCGGCACCACCAUCUACCCUGGCAUGCAGUUUAUGGCUGUUUGGAUCUGGCGCUGCCUGAUCUUUGCGGGCCAGGAGAUGACGCUUCAUGAUGUCUGUGUGUUCAUGCCCGCCUGGUUUGGGGUUGCCUCUACGAUUUUUCUGGGCCUGCUCACCUACCAGUGCACAAGGUCGGUCGAUGCGGCAGUUUGCGCCGCCUUCAUCGUCGCAAUCAUCCCCGCCAAUCUUGUCCGAUCGGUAGCUGGUGGAUUCGACAACGAGUGCGUUGCCAUCACCUUCAUGAACGCCACCUUCUACUUCUGGUGCCGAGCAUUGCAGGGGGCGAGCGCUGCGUGGGGAGUCGCGGCAGGCCUGGCCUACUUCGGCAUGGUGGCUUCCUGGGGAGGCUAUGUUUUUGUGAUCAACAUCCUUGGCUUACACGCAGGCCUCUUGUCCCUGUGGGACUUCUCGGCUCGGCUGCACUGUGCUUACACCACACUCUUUCUGGUGGGCACGGGCUUGGCAGUGCAGAUCCCUGUGGUCGGCUGGACACCUCUGAGGAGCCUGGAGCAGACCGGGCCCCUCCUCGUCUUCCUCUACCUCCAGGUCCUGAAGUGCCUCAGCGUCUGGCGAAGGAGAUCGAAGCUGCGUGACGAGGAGUUCCGUCGCUUGCGCUUUCAGGUCCUCCUUGCUGUCGGUGCUUUGGCAGCGCUGCUGGCAUCUGUCCUUCUCAAGUGGGGCUACGUGGCACCCCUCUCCAGCCGAGUGCGGGGCCUCUUCGUGAAGCACCGUACUGGGAAUCCGCUGGUAGACUCGGUAGCCGAGCACCAGGCAACGAGCCCCCGAGCCUACUGGCAGUUUCUGCACCACAUGUGCAGCAUGGCGCCUUUGGGCUUCGUCGUUUGCCUGGCCGGCCUCAACGACGUCAAGGCCUUUCUCAUCAUCUACGGUGCUGUUACCUACUACUUCUCUUCCAAAAUGAACCGGCUGGUGCUGCUACUCGGGCCCAUUGCUGGAGCGCUAGGGGGAGUCGGCGUCGCCUGGGCUGCACGGUGGGCGCUGCGGCAGCUCGGCGUGCCUUGUGGCGACGGCCAGGGGGAAGGCGAGGAAGCCAAAGGCACAGAAGGCGCAGAAGGUGGGGCAGCCGAGGGAGUGCAAGGCUUCGGCGACUUCCGGGAGCUGCUUCGGGAGGCGGCGCAGCCCCUGCGCGAGGCCUACCGAGAGUCCAUCUGGCAGCGGAAGGCCACUGCGGUCCUGUUGAUGCUGAUGAUCCUGGCCUGUGGGUUUGAGUUUAUCAGCUACUGCUGGACAGUUGCGGAGCGCCUGUCGCAGCCCUCCAUCAUCAAGAAGCUGCGCCAGGGCGACGAGGAGGUGCUGGUGGAUGACUACCGAGAGGCUUAUUGGUGGCUGCGGGACCAGACCCCGCCGGAUGCCCGGGUCAUGGCUUGGUGGGACUAUGGCUACCAAAUCAAUGGGUUGGCCAAUCGCACCACCUUGGCAGAUGGGAACACCUGGAACCAUGAGCACAUCGCAUUGCUGGGCCGCUGCUUGACAGGUCCGGAGAAAGAGUCUCACGAGGUGAUCCGCCAUUUGGCAGAUUUCGUGCUCAUCUGGGGAGGCGGGGAUGAUGUUGCGAAGUCGCCGCACAUGGCGCGGAUCGCCAACUCGGUGUACGGCGACGUCUGCCCGGGCGACCCUCUGUGCAAGGCCUUCCACCUGGACCGGAAGACGAAGCUGCCCAGUGAGCAGAUGAACAACUCCCUGCUGUGGAAGCUGCAUUCACAUGGGCAGGUGGAGAACAUCCAGGUAGACGCGCGGCUCUUCGAGGAAGCGUACACGAGUCAACGUGGGCUGGUGCGCAUCUUCAAGGUGCUGAACGUGUCAGAGGAGUCCAAAGAGUGGGUGGCAGAUCCCCUGAAUUGGAACUGCGAUGCCCCAGGCAGCUGGCACUGCCGGGGACGGUACCCUCCGGGCAUCCGCCGAGUCUUGGACAAGCAGAAGGCCUUCCAGCAGUUGGAGGACUUCAACGUGAAGAGGGACCCGAAGGCUGAAGAGUACCAGAAGGCAUACAUGACGGCUUCCAGAAGAUGA
Molecule: messenger RNA, 2304 nt
Organism: Symbiodinium natans
Lineage: Eukaryota; Dinophyceae; Suessiales; Symbiodiniaceae
Source: the annotation of a GenBank genome assembly